AUGUUUAUAUGUUAUUCACAUUUUUUAAUUCUUUUGUUAUUUUUUCACAACAUUUCCUCCUCAAAAGCUCUCAAAAGUGGAUUUCGUGUGGAACUGAUACACCGUGAUUCACCAAAAUCACCCUUCUAUCGUCCCACAGAAACUCAUUUCCAACGAGUUCAAAAUGCCGUUUUUCGUUCCAUUCAUCGUGCUAAUUACCUGACACUAGAUUCCUUGCAUGAUGUUGAGACCACUGUAAUACCAACUCCAGGAGAAUACCUGAUGAACUAUUCAGUUGGAACUCCACCUUUCCAAAUCCUUGGUCUAGUUGAUACUGGCUCCAGCACCAUUUGGAUGCAAUGUCAACCUUGUAAGAACUGUUACAAACAAAGCAGACCCAUAUUCGAUCCUUCCAUUUCAAGCACUUACAGCAGUAUCCCUUGUGUUGCUGCUGAAUGUCUCACUGAGAAAACUUCCUUUUGCAAGUUUAACAAUGGGAAGCACUGUGCAUAUAAGGCCACCUAUGGUGAUAAUUCAACUACAGAAGGAGAUUUAAUCUGGGACACCAUUACUUUAACUUCCAGUAGUGAAGAUAAACCUGUAGCAUUGCCCAAAACUGUGAUUGGAUGUGGACAUAACAAUGUUGGAAUCUUUGGUGAGCAAAACUCUGGCAUAGUUGGCCUUGGAAAUGGACCUUACUCUCUUGCAACUCAGUUAAGACCUAAAACCGGUGGAACGUUUUCCUAUUGUUUCACGCCAAUGUAUGAAGGAGACAGAAAACCUAGCUAUCUCCAUUUUGGAGAUCGUGGUGAGGUUUCUGUUAAAUCUGCAGUUCCAACCCCUAUAGUCAUGAACAAUGCAAUGCCAUUCGGGUACUACUUGGUGAUGGAAGCGAUCAGUGUGGGAAGCAAGAGAAUAGAGUUUCCGAGAAAUGGUGAAGAAGGAAACAUCAUACUUGACUCAGGGACGGUACUAACGUUUUUGCCAGACGAGGUUUAUUCAAAAUUGGAAGCAGAAAUGGUGAAUGCAGUUAAUUUAGUACGCACCGAUGAUCCAUCGAAAGUAUUGAAAUUGUGCUACGAAAUUAGAUCUGGUCAGCAAUAUCAGAUACCAACAGUGUUUGCACAUUUUAAAGGUGGUGCAGUUGUGGAAUUGCAUUCGAUCAACACCUUUGUGAAGAUGACUGAAACUGUAAUAUGUUUGGCUUUUAGUCCAGAUUCAACUGCCAUCUUUGGGAAUUUGGCACAACAAGACAUCUUGGUCGGCUAUGACACACAACAUAAUACAGUGACCUUUUUGAACACUGAUUGUACCUCGGAGUUAUAG
Messenger RNA from Vigna unguiculata (cowpea), 1305 nucleotides. Its product is annotated as aspartic proteinase CDR1 pseudogene. Lineage: Eukaryota; Viridiplantae; Streptophyta; Magnoliopsida; Fabales; Fabaceae. The record is from RefSeq and is a predicted model, not a curated record.